Erigeron canadensis is the source of this 1403-nucleotide messenger RNA. Its product is annotated as putative MO25-like protein At5g47540. The annotation marks the transcript as partial. Gene Ontology annotation, biological process: intracellular signal transduction. The record is from RefSeq and is a predicted model, not a curated record. The transcript has 12 exons. Gene Ontology annotation, molecular function: protein serine/threonine kinase activator activity. NCBI's taxonomy places the organism in Eukaryota, Viridiplantae, Streptophyta, Magnoliopsida, Asterales, Asteraceae.
GUUUGGCAUACUGUGAAGACUAAAGCAGAUAUGACUAAUAUUGCGGACCAUUGGGACGUCAUGGUUGCUGGAAUUCUCCCAAUGGCUAGGAAGUCGAGCGUGCAAAGUGUUAUAGCAAAACUGGUGCUAGCGGCUACUACAUACUAUAUCUGGGAUGAAAGAAAUGCUAGGCUUUUUCGUCAACAGAAAAGAACUUGUGAUCAGCUGCUAGUGGAAAAUGAGGCGUGGCAUGUCACCCUCGUCUGUUAUUUGCUGUUUAGCAUGGAUGUUUCUUUCAUUUGCCAGUUUGCAGAGUUGGGAAAGCUUAUCCGUGAGCUAAAACAAAUCCUAUAUGGGAACAGUGAAGCUGAGCCGGUUUCAGAGGCUUGUGCUCAACUCACCCAAGAAUUCUUCAGAGAAAACACACUCCGCUUGUUAAUAAUCUGUCUUCCAAAGUUGAAUUUAGAAGCUCGUAAGGAUGCUACUCAGGUUGUUGCCAACUUACAGCGGCAACAAGUACAGUCACGCUUGAUUGCAUGUGACUAUUUGGAGGCCAACAUUGAUCUUAUGGAUAUUUUGGUAUCAGGUUACGAAGACACUGAUAUGGCAUUACAUUAUGGUGCUAUGCUAAGGGAAUGCAUACGUCAUCAAAGUGUUGCUAGAUAUGUAUUGGAAUCUGAGCAUAUUAAGAAGUUCUUUAACUUUAUUCAGCUUCCAAAUUUUGAUAUUUCUGCUGAUGCAGCGGCAACGUUCAAGGAGCUCAUGACGCGACACAAGUCUACUGUGGCAGAGUUUCUGUCUAAAAACUAUGACUGGUUUUUUGCAGAGUACAAUGCAAAGCUUCUUGAGUCUCCAAAUUACAUAACCAGAAGACAAGCUAUCAAGCUAUUGGGAGAUAUGCUGCUAGAUCGUUCAAAUUCUGCUGUAAUGACGCGAUAUGUGAGUUCCAGGGACAACUUGAGAAUAUUAAUGAACCUACUCAGGGAGUCAAGCAAGAGCAUUCAGAUAGAAGCAUUUCAUGUUUUUAAGUUAUUUGCAGCCAACCAGAAUAAGCCAGCUGACAUCGUUGGCAUACUUGUUACAAACAGGAGCAAGCUUCUCCGUCUCUUCGCUGAUUUUAAGCCAGAUAAAGAGGAUGAACAGUUUGAGGCUGACAAAGCCCAAGUGGUUAGAGAAAUUGCUGGUCUUGAACCCCGAGACUGACCCUGAUCAACCCAUAUUGUUUUUAUAAUAGUAAUAUUUGGUUUAUGUUAUCCCUAAAGUUAUCUGUCAACUAGGGACAACUUUUUCUUUGCCAUUAUGUUGUUUCUUGUAUGUCUGUCCCAGAAAAUAAAGUAUUUGAAUGUAUAAGAUUAUGCAUGUUAUUGUAGUAAACUAGUCUUCGUUGCAAGGAUAAUGAAAAUUCUUUUAAUUCACUUAUUCAA